Molecule: messenger RNA, 783 nt
Organism: Capronia epimyces CBS 606.96
Lineage: Eukaryota; Fungi; Ascomycota; Eurotiomycetes; Chaetothyriales; Herpotrichiellaceae
Exons: 2
Coding region: 1-783 (260 amino acids)
Source: RefSeq, a predicted model, not a curated record
AUGAUUGUCCAAACCACCGCCGUUGCUCUGCUUGUUGCAGGGUCGGCCUCGGCCGCUGCACUCGCCAACGUGAAGCAGUAUAGCCAUGAAGCAGUCUUCAGCGAAGAUGCCGACUUUGGUCUUUGCAUCCCAACUAUGAAAUUCGAGGGUGGCCUCGGAGGCCGGCCAGCCAUGGACUUCAGUUUCUUACCCGCCGAUCCACUGUGUGCCGUAGGUCAACAAGAGACACUGAACCCAAAUAUCAUCACCAACCGGAUUUGCGACCGAGUCAGUACUGUCUGCGGAGCGAACCAAGUGGCCCAGACUCUCUGCCGCGAGGCGCAGAUGAAGAUCCGGACGUUGGGAACUCGCGACAAAUCCACCGCCGACACGUGGAACACACUGCUCGGCUUUGCGGGGGCCUUGACCAAUCCUGACGGCGGACCAGCCGAGCCCGAAUUCACCAUGAGAGAUUUGAAGAAGAUGAAGAAGAGAGACUCGCCGAGCGAGAAGAGAGCCAUCAUUCCGUGCUCUGUGACCGAGUGGAUCGAUACCUGCACGGGCUGGCCCGCCGCCGUGCCUGUGGUCAAACGGGACGCCGAGGCCGCUCCCGAAGCGGUCACCAGCGUCAACUUGAAGAAGAGAUCAGCGGCACCCGCGCCUGCACCCGCGCCGGAGCCGGAAGUCAAGAGAUCCGACAUCGAAGCCGACACGGCAAAGGCAAAGGCAAAGGCAAAGAGACAGGUCGAGUUCAUUGCUUGCUCCACCACCGAAUGGCUCGACGACUGUACCGGGUGGCCUUGA